AUGGACACACGCACAGGCCGGCACCUGGCCACAUUCUCGCAUCGGGCGGGGUCGAGCCUCUACACCCUGACCACUGAGUCUCCUCCUGUCCCUACGUCUGGCCCGGUAGCUGUGUCGGGUCGGAUGAUUGCUGCUGCGUCCCGGUCUGGUCCUGAGUGUGCCCCCUAUUCGUGUCGCCUCCUGUCUCACGAGACUCUUCUGUGGCACCACCGUCUUGGCCACCCCUCCUUGACUCGUCUUCGGGGCAUGGCUUCCUGUGUCCUUGUCUCUGGUCUCCCCCGGUCUCUCCCUCCCCUUCCUUUGGGACCAGAACCUUCCUGUGUCCCCUGUGUCGAGGGGCGCCUCCGGGCUGCCCCUCACUCUUCCCAGUUUCCUCCGACAGAGGCUCCUCUCCAGACACUUCACAUGGACGUGUGGGGCCCGGGCCGCGUCCGUGGGCAGGGUCACGAGCGCUACUUCCUGCUGGUGGUUGACGACCACUCGCGUUACACCACAAUCUUCCCCUUGCGCAGCAAGGGUGAUGUCACUGAGACCUUGAUGCUUCCGGACUCCCCACAGCAAAAUGGGAUUGCUGAGCACCGCAUUGGCAUGGUCAUGGACGUCGCUCGUACGUCCAUGAUGCAUGCGGCUGCCCCCCAUUUUCUGUGGCCGUUUGCGGUUCGGUACGCGGCGCAUCAGCUCAACCUUCACCACAGGCACGUCACAUUCGACGAGUCGGUCCCCUUCUACUGUCUCUUCCCCUACCGCACUCCUUCCCUCCCCCCACCGCUGCACUUCCUUGUGCAAGGUCCCCCCCUGGUAGACCCCCUUCCUCCUCAGGGUCCUGCCCCGUCUGGUGUGUCCCAGGUUGACCCCGUCGAGCCGGUCGAGGUUGCUGGUGACUCUGGUACUGCUGCAGGUACUGAGCCUGGGGGUGAUGACUCUGGGGGUGCCGUGCGCGUGGGUGCUGAGCCUGGGGGUGCUGAGUCUGGGGGUGCUGAGUCUCGGGGUGCUGCGACAGGGGGUUCUACGCCUAGGGGUGCUGAGCCUCAGGGUACUGCGACUGGGGGUGCUGAGCCUGGGGGUGCUGAGUCUGGGGGUGCUACGUCAGGAGGUGCUGAGCCAGGGGGUGUUGCGUCAGGAGCUGCUGAGCCUUGGGGUGCUGCGUCUGGGGCUGCUGCGCCUGGAGGUGCAGAGCCUGCGGCCGCUGGACCUCCCCUUGUGGCGUCUGGCGGUGCUGGGCCUGGAGGUUCUCCGGGUGCUCUGUCUCGGCGGGAGCCACUCUCUCCACAGGAGCUGCGCGAGUGGUUUGCUCGCUGCUUGAGGCGUGCUUCUGGAGCUGGAGCUUCUUCAGUCGCUGAGGGUGCUGGUGCCGCCGGUCCCGGAGCUGCUGGGGCUGCGAGUCCUACUGGAGCUGGAGCUGCUGAGGGUGUUGGUGCUGAGACUGCUGCUGUCUUUCCUAGCGGUGGUCCUGCUGCUGGUGCUGCUGGAGGUCCUGCCGCUGGAGGUGCUAUUGGCGCUGGUGCUGCCGCUGAGGGUGCUGGUGCUGUCCCUGCUGUGUCUGGAGUUGCCGAGCGGCCUCGGUCUCACCGUCAUUGUUAG
This is a messenger RNA of Closterium sp. NIES-65, 1581 nucleotides long. Lineage: Eukaryota; Viridiplantae; Streptophyta; Zygnematophyceae; Desmidiales; Closteriaceae. The record is from the annotation of a GenBank genome assembly.